GGUCGAUUGCGAGCACAGCGUUAUAACAGUUCAUAAACGACUUUGCGGCAGUUUUGACGUCGAACUUUCUACUCUUGACAGAUCAUCUCAAAAUUUGGAGGGCAAUCAAACUAGCAGACGACCAAGUACCACUGUAAGGUGAUCUCGACAUGGCUUACGGAUGAUCGACAAAGAACAAGCUUGAAUUUAACUCUGUCAACUACAAAAUAACGAGCAUACGCCUUUAGAGCACCUACAAAUAUCGACUGGAAGAACACAUCCUGCAUUACGCCUCCAUUGAAAGCGAUCUAGUGGUGAUGGUGCAAGACUAUCUAGGAGGCUCAAAGCAGGCUAAAAUGGCAAUGAAAAAAGCCAGUUAAUACUUGGCCUACUGUGGAGAACGUUUGACCUAUUUGAUUCUACUUUCUUUUGACAAAUGCUCAACGCUUAUAUGAGACUACACAUCGAUUACGCCAUUCAGGUAUGUCACCCCUGGCAAAAACAUGACGUCACUUCUUUUGAGAAGUCACCAGGGAGGGCGACAAAAAUGUGAAGGGAUGGCUCCCCCUCCCUUAACAGUGUAAACCAGACUUUAGGAGUUUCAGCAGACAAUAUCGUCUUCUGCAGGGUGAUCUCAUAUUUGUGUAUCAGCUCCUCCAGGAUUCUAACCACCCAUGCCGAUCAUUAUUGAAAAGUCACAACACCUCACUGCGAGGCCACCAGUUGAAUUUGGCGACACAGAAUAACCGGGCAGAAUGUCACCGUAACUUUUUCUUCUUUCGUGUGUCAUAGCCAUGGAACUUACUUACACAUUUUGUCUUAUCUGCUACCACGCUAUCCGAACUCAAACUCGACUUUUUGAUGCAUUGCACCACCUGUAUUAUACGAUUUAACCCAAGUUUCUGGGACAGGUGACCACGUAACCAAACAAUGUGCACACGUGAAAUUUGCGGUAAGUCCACCGUUACGCGUUCUUUUGUUUUGACACACAAAAUUUUGAUCUCACUCUUUGCCUGCGGAAAACGGUUAGGCGUUUGUUUUUAUUUCCGUGUUAAAUCCAUUGUUCCAUACCCCCGAAUGUUCAUUUAAACAGCCUAUCAAGUUGCAAAUACUAGAUUUGGUGAUUAGAUUAAGAAGUGUUUCUCAGUUUUACCAACUGAAAUUAGUCUGCACACCAUGGUCUAUCGUCGGUUGCGAGCCAACCUCAUUAUGAAAAACCACAUAUUCCAUCUCGGUGAGUUCUCCAUACUGAAGUCUCUACUCUGCCUAGGUUAUCAUGUACCACACGCGAACACUGGUAGCAAUUUUUUCAUUGCCGGAUCUGAAGCCAGUCGCACCCACUGUUUUGAGUAAUGAGUGAUAUAUGUUUAGAGCAGACUACCAGAACUCAGCUGAAGAGCAACUCUGAUUUGCAGUUCGAAAUCUUCCGGAAGCAUAUAUCGUGAAAUCUCAGUCAAAGGGCGUUUAUAUACAAGUGUGAUUCCUUUAGAAAUGUGUUAUAUGGUACCGUAAUUUCACUCGAAAACAUGUGGGGCAUCUAAUAUAUUCACCAACGGUCGAUUGCUUCCAAUGCUUUCGAUCAGUGCUCGAUGGAGUUCUGCAGGCUUUGUUUCUUUCUGCUUCAAAAAUACCGUUAUCCAUUAGUUCGAUCAGAACCUGUACUCCGAUAAGAUUAUCCACAAUUGACAUCCAUGCUUCUGUGCGUUUUGACGGGUGCACACGUAACAUUUGAACUGGUCCAGUUGCGCGUUGAAACCGUUCCCACUCUUCCACUGUUUUUGUUUUAGAUCUCGGCGUAACUACUGACGCGCCCACACUCAGUUUACGGAGUCACUCGCUGUACACUGUAGUGGUCGAUCCACUGGACAACAACCGUAUCGUGUACACCAGUCCGUCGUUGGCCGAAGUGGCGGGCAUUGACUGGAUCACUCUCCUUGGAGCACCAAUAGAACAUCUUGUCCAAUCUGUCAUUCCCCCUCCUCGAGCCCACAGUACUGUGGGCACCAUCGGGCUCAAUUCAAAGCGAAAGUCCAAUUUAUCGACGGUUCAUCGUUCUGAUGACAUGUGGUACUGUGGACACUCCCGCAUAAACCGUUGCUCCGGAAAAAAUAUUCAAGCGAAUGAAUUCAUCUGUUUGCAUACGCCGACAUCAUCCAGGCAGGCGCACUACUCCCUUUUAGAUGAAGAAAAGGGAGCCACGGGAGUCAGGGACAAGAAAAGCUCCAGAGUAGAAAUUACGGUUUCACCUGAGUUGUAUGGUGCUGCGGUUUGUCCGGCCGAGACCACAGCGAAAUUCUACUGUUGGGCGUCGAUGAUGCUUCACCCUUUGACUGAAUUCUCAGUAUCCCAAUCAAGGAGCCUCCAUGCAAACCCCGCGAGUCCCCUAGAAAAUGAGAGUCAUGGAACCACGUUAGCUCCUAUCGCAUGGCUGCUCUUACAUCCAGUUCCCCUUACAUACUCGACGCCGCUGAUACUGAACGAAGAUCUUUCUAUUCCUUUCUUCUCCGACAACUCUAUUUCGGUUGGACCCUCAAUAGAACAAAAGCGAACCAAACAAACCCGAAAAGGAGCGUCGAAAAAUGGCAACCCAAGGCACAAGAAGACAAGAGAAAACGACAAACCACAUGAGUUUAUUAACGAUGUCACCUUGGAACUGGUUUCAGAGAUCCUGAAUCCAUCAUCAAUUGCCCAUCAGGAGGUCAUGCAACCAGAAUCAAAUCCUUGUUCCUCUUCAAUUUUGAGCUGCUCCACUAGCUUAGACAAUCUACUGGUGAUUCAGGAUGCUAAUGGAAACGUGUCUGAGUGUUUCGGACAGGAAGAGGAGUGCGGCCUGAUCGGAUGGUCUUUUCUGUCAUUUAUCCAUUUGGAUGAUUUGGAAACCCUCGUCAAUCUUUUUUCCCAAGCGAACAUGGAAAAACCAAUGUUCUGGACUCCCUUGUACCGGGUGUCCGUGAACAAAAGUAACACACCUUUGAGACGAUAUCGAUGGAUCCGGAGCCUCAUUUGCUGCACAGGAUGCGCCGGCCAACUGAAAUGCUGGCAUCAACAAGUUGGAUGUGAAUCUUCGAGUCUGACGUAUCUUACCAACCUCGACCACGAAAUGGUUGCGGCAAAGCCUAUCUCACCAACCCAACACCCCUCUUCGAUAUCUACCGAGGCACCGAUAUUAUCUCCGUUUGCCUCCAACUCUCUCUUUACCAACGUGCUCACUUCCACAACCAGAGGGUCGGGCCCCGCACCCUUGAUUUCUUUAUUCCAUCCAUCCAAGAAAUGGCGUGUCGUUCGACAGAACGAACUGAAAUUCCACAAGCUGGAGUUGAAAUCAGACCCUACCUUGCUCCCCGGUCAAUUCAUGCAGCUUCCGCCCAACACAAGACAUGUGGGGCCAUCCGUGGUUGCAUGGCGACCCAGUAUUGUUAAAACGUCCUCAUCGGCAUCCCAUCGUCAAAGGGUCAUUGGACUCGGUUGGAAACCAGCUGACAGCAAACCAGCCCUAUUAUUUCCAACGGAGGAAUCUAAACACCGUCCAUACAGCGAGAAACAAGACAUGCGUAUUGCAGCAAAUUCAGCCACAGUAGCACUUGACUACUGGGGCCCUCUGUGGGAAUGGGAAAAUGAACGCUCAUCUUUGUGCACUCCGGAGACCGCUCUCUCAGACUCAUCCAGAGGAUCAAGCACUUCCAAUUGCUCCAGCCUACGCGAAUCAAGUGAUUUUUCUCGCCUUCCAAUAAUUCUGACUUCACCCACCAUGGACGAUCUUGCUUAUGAGGGAUUCGCGUCACUGAUGGUCAACGGGUUGGGUGACGAAGGCAACCCUGAAGACAAAAUGUUCUCUCAGCUGGUCAGCAACGGAUCGGACGAUACGGAUGUCUGGUUGACGUCCGAGCUCCAACUGUGGAGUCCCGGUGAACAACUUUUACAUGAGACACGGGAUCAUCGAUGAACAGAAUCCAUACGGCGUCCUAUGUAAGUCGGAUCUUGAACGAUGCUCAACACGAAUGCCCCUUGAACAUGGAGGCUUAGAAGAACCAAACUUCAUUUUUUCUCAUUCUCUUCUAUUAGGCAUACUAUUUGCAAUGUCCCAUAUUUCCAAGCUCGAUACAAUGACACGCCACUCAUGCCUCGCAUCAUGUGGGGAGGAUCUAUCUCAACUGCCUUGGGAUUAACCUAUGAGCUCGUUAACGGUUUCGUCAGUGUUUGAUUCAACGCAUUUUUCUACCUAGCAGUUACACACCCCUGUCGUAAACCCCACAUUUUGGAACUUUCUAUAUAUGUAGGGCACCCCAUAGAUCACCUUUGACGAUCUUAUGCUUACUUUAUUUCCGUUCCAUAGCGUGCCAACACCAUCAUGUGAUAUCAAAUACACCCUGGUUGCCUUUCACAAUGU
Messenger RNA from Dicrocoelium dendriticum, 4366 nucleotides. The record is from the annotation of a GenBank genome assembly. NCBI's taxonomy places the organism in Eukaryota, Metazoa, Platyhelminthes, Trematoda, Plagiorchiida, Dicrocoeliidae.